Orcinus orca (killer whale) is the source of this 3047-nucleotide messenger RNA. RefSeq names its product cytochrome P450 3A28-like. Gene Ontology annotation, biological process: steroid metabolic process; oxidative demethylation. Gene Ontology annotation, molecular function: iron ion binding; heme binding; testosterone 6-beta-hydroxylase activity. The record is from RefSeq and is a predicted model, not a curated record. The transcript is spliced from 14 exons. NCBI's taxonomy places the organism in Eukaryota, Metazoa, Chordata, Mammalia, Artiodactyla, Delphinidae. The coding region runs from base 1086 to 2597 and encodes 503 amino acids.
UUCUAGGUCUGUAACCUUGGAAGUUUUGAACUUAGCUCAUGGACUCCUAGUACCUGGCACUGAGAACAUGCUGUACAACCUCCAUACGUGACAGAUAGGGAGCUGAGAGUGCAAGGGUCUUGUCCAUCAAAACCCUGAUGGAUCAUCCUGAACGUGCAGUGAUGGUGGCCAAGGCACAGCCAGGCCCUCUUGUUGUAUUAACGAUACAGGAAGAUGAUGCGGUCACCAAAUAGCCACAGGAAACAGACACACAGGGGCCCAGAGUUCUCACUACCACCAACUCAAGUCCACCAACCUUUCCGACGUCCAUGCUGCAGAAAGCAUUCUGCAAGGUACCAGGGGCAUAAGGGUGACUAAUACUCAGACUGUAGCCCAAACUCUCAAUCUCUUAAGGGAAAUAGGUGUGGAAACCAACAAUGGUUCUGGAGGAUAGAAGGACAAUAAUAGAAUUGUGUGUGUGUGUGUGUGUGUGUGUGUGUGUGUGCGUGUGUGUGUGCGUGUGUGUGUGUGUUGGGGGGGGGGCACGACAGAAGUCAUCCAGAAGAGGAAGUGGUUAUUCCUAUUGUUUAGGGAAGUCUCUAAAACAAUGUGCUUUCUGAGCUGGGAUUUGAAGGAUGAGUAGGUGCCUUAUGGGGAAACCAGGAUAUCUAGGCAGAGGAAACUGCAUGGUAAAGAUUAGUAGACCUAGCAUGUCUGAAGGAUUUCAAGUUUUGGAGUUCAGGCAGUUACAGAGAAAAGGGCAGUUUAGAGGAUAUUUGUGGCUAGUGGUUUUAUUUGAGUUUCUAUAACCUUUGAAAUUACUGAUAACACUGAUUGAGUUGUUACUGAAUGGCCACAGAAUAUGAAGUCAAGGGAGGUCAAACUGGACUGUCCGUGAUGCCAACUAUCAAGGCAGGGAGGGCUCAUGCAGGUGGAGCACAGGUAGCCCUUCUAUUGGCUGCAGCUCCAGCUCCACCACCUUCCCAGGACAUAAACAUUUCAGCCUCAGUGAAUCAUCCCUGGAUGUGAAAGGAAGCAGGCAGGCAAAGAGUGACACACGCAGCUGAGAAGAAACUCAGAGGAGAGAAUCACCGAGGAGAGUGGCCAUGGACCUGAUCCUGAGCUUUUCCGUGGAAACCUGGGUUCUCCUGGCUACCAGCCUGGUACUCCUCUAUCUAUAUGGGACUUAUUCACAUGGACGUUUUAAGAAGCUGGGGAUUCCUGGGCCGAGACCUCUGCCUUAUUUUGGAAAUAUUCUGUCCUACCGAAAGGGUCUUUGGGAGUUUGACAAUGGAUGUUUUAAAAAGUAUGGAAAAAUAUGGGGGUGUUAUGAAGGUCAACAGCCUCUGUUGGUUGUCACAGAUCCAGACAUAAUCAAAACAGUGCUAGUGAAAGAAUGUUAUUCUGUCUUCACAAACCGGAGGUCUUUUGGUCCAACGGGAAUUAUGAAAAAUGCCAUCUCUCUGUCUGAGGAUGAACAAUGGAAGAGAUUACGAUCGUUGAUGUCUCCAGCCUUCACCAGCGGAAAGCUCAAGGAGAUGUUCCCCAUCAUUAGCCAGAUUGGAGACAUGUUGGUGAGGAACCUGAAGAAGGAAGCAGAGAAAGGCAAGCCAAUCAGCAUGAAAAACUUCUUUGGGGCCUACAGCAUGGAUGUGAUUACUGGCACAGCAUUUGGAGUGAAAAUUGAUUCCCUCAACAACCCACAAGAUCCCUUUGUGGAAUAUAGCAAGAAUAUCUUAAAAUUUAAUCUCCUCUCUCCAUUAAUUCUCUUAAUAAUAUUAUUUCCAUUCCUCACCCCAGUCUUUGAAGUAUUAAAUAUUACUCUGUUUCCAAAAAGUUCUGUGAAUUUUUUAGCGAAGUCUGUAAAAAGGAUGAAAGAGAGUCGCCUCAAAGAUAAACAAACGCACCGAGUGGAUCUUCUUCAGCUGAUGAUUAACUCUCAGAAUUCCAAAGAAAUUGGCACCCAUAAAGCUCUGUCUGACGUAGAACUCAUGGCCCAAAGUAUCAUCUUUAUUUUUGCUGGCUACGAGACCACUAGCAGUUGUCUUUCCUUCAUUAUAUAUGAAUUGGCCACUCACCCUGACGUCCAGCAAAAGCUGCAGGAGGAGGUUGAUGCAACUUUCCCCGAUAAGGCGCCUCCCACCUAUGAGGCUCUGGUACAGAUGGAGUAUCUUGACAUGGUGUUGAAUGAAACUCUCAGAAUAUUUCCAAUUGCUGGUAGAAUUGAGAGGAUCUGUAAGAAGGAUGUGGAAGUCAAUGGAGUGUUCAUUGCCAAAGGGACAACAGUGGUGGUGCCACUCUUCGUUCUUCACAAUGACCCAGAGCUCUGGCCAGAGCCUGAGGAGUUCCGUCCUGAAAGGUUCAGUAAGGAGAACAAGGAGAGCAGAAAUCCUUACACAUACAUGCCUUUUGGAGUUGGACCCCGAAACUGCAUUGGCAUGAGAUUUGCUAUCAUGAACAUGAAACUUGCUCUCGUCAGAAUCCUGCAGCACUUCUCCUUCAAACCUUGUAAAGAAACACAGAUCCCCCUGAAAUUGUUCACUGUAGGACUUACGCAGUUGGAAAAACCUGUUGUUCUAAAGGUUGUGUCAAGAGAUGCGACCGUAAGUGGAGCCUGACUUUCUCGAAGGACAUGGGCUUUGAUCUUCAAGGAAGCUGUAUCCAGGAACACCUGAGACUUUACUUACUUUGUGAUAAAACUAUUAAAUGAAGAUAGGCUUCACCUACUGCUCUUGAUGGACAAUUAGGUAUUCUGCCCAAUCAUUUAGCUUUCUCAUUGUCUGUGUGGAGUGUUAUAUAUUGCGUCAUUAAAGGAGGUGACAAGUAAGUGCCGGAUACUCAACUUCAUGGGCUCUCCUAGGACCAUCUCCAUCCACUUCCUGAUGGUAGUUAGUACCAUCUACUCCUCCUGAGCACUAAUCAGAAUGAAAAUUUCUCAACAAACUCUAAUGAAAAUAAGAAUGAUUGUGGUGACUGAAGUAGUGACAUUUAUGUCACAGAUUUUAUUUUGAAUAUUCUAAAUUAAAUAUUACAUUGAGCAAGUCAAUAAACAUCUCUUUACAAAAGUA